AGUGCCUUUAAAUUUCGGCCAUAGGCCUAUUGUAAUGCUCAGAUUUUUAUUCUUCAUUUCAAGAUAGAAAUACACUGGUUGUAUUCUGUUUUCAAAUCCUAAUUUCUAUAUCUUAAGGUUGGUUUCCUUAAGUGUGAGUGUUAGGUUCUAGUUAUUUAAUUGAGUGUGUAAUAUCUUAAUUAAAUUCUAGACUCAAACCCCAAGUGAGGAUAAGAGUGUGUUAUAUCUCUUAAAACCUACUUGGUUUUUAUCCCUUUUCCCCUCUUAUUUUCCCUUCCAAAUUUUCGGCCCUCCUAAAAAGCACAACCAGUAUCCCCCUUUUUCUCCCCUAUUCUUAUGCCUUUAAACCAUCUUAAAAAUCAACCCUUCAUCCUCCUCCAUAUACUCGACCAGUCCACUCCCCUCCCUUUCCAAACCCAAGCUUAAAUAUAUCAGAACCUGAAUGAAAACUCAACUUGCAACUUAAAGCAAGAAACUCCACUAUCACUGCUCUUAGUGAAGGCAAAGUUAAUUGCAUAGAGCAAAGUGGAAGUUUGUCCAAUGCCCCAUUAAGCUCUCACAAGUCACAACAACACAGACAAAAACAAAUCCUCCAUGAAUCUCAUAGUCAAGCUUUACCAGAACUAUUAUCCUCCAAGACUUUUCCAGCUUUCCAAAACUUCCCUUCAUCCCCACACAUUAUCUCGCCAAACCCAUUUUAUUUCUCUAUCGCACGAUCCCAAAACAGACAUUUCUUGGGGAUAUACUAAUCCCAAGCGUCCCAAGGCAUCGACUAUUCAGAGACCAGCUUGGAGUAGCAUAGAAGAACAAAGCUCGGAGGAGGGAGAUGGAUAUGAGUACUUGGCAAAAGAUGGAGAGGUUUUUCAGAAGACUCUCAGGCUUGUGGAGACUGCCAUGUUUGCCUCUGUUUCUGGGUUAGCCUAUCUCUUAAGCAAUUCUCUUGCUGUUGAGAAUUACUUCGGAUGUUUCUUUGCAUUACCCAUAGUAAUAUCCUCCCUGAGAUGGGGUGUUGCAGCCGGAAGAAAAACUAUGGUGGCGACUGUUGUGCUGUUGUUUGUCCUGUCUGGUCCAGUGAAAGCGAUUAACUAUAUGUUAAUGCACGGUUUACUUGGGUUGACUAUGGGCUCUUUAUGGAGGUUGCGCGCUAAUUGGACGCAAUCAAUCUUCUUGUGUGCCCUUGCUCGGGCAAUAGGUGCCAUAGGGUAUGUGCUAUUGUCUUCGUUUCUAAUAAGAGAAAACAUACUCCAAUUGAUUACCAUAAAUAUCCAUGCUUCCCUCUCGUACGUCCUCACAUCUAUUGGCAGCAAUUCAAUUCCAACAAUGGAUGUCAUAUACACCAUUUUCGGGACUCUGCUUCUUAUCAACUCGGCUUUCUUUGCGCUACUGCUACAUAUUCUGUAUGCAAUCUUCUUUGCCAAGUUUGGGAUGAAGUCUUCAUUGAGACUCCCCAAAUGGGUUGAGGUUGCAAUAUAAGACUUGCAUCAUAAGAGUACAGCUGAGGAGAGUGUGGGGUGGUGUCAAAUUUGUGUUGUAAUGGCUAAAGUGAUAGUAUAUAUGGUGGAAAUGAUUCCAAAGUCUGAGUGAGAAUAUGAUAAUCACAUAAUCACACUCUUUCCAACGUUUUUGAACUCUUUUCGAUUCCUUCUAACUCCUCCCAGAGUCCCAAUUACCAACAGGCAACAACGACUUUAAAAACAUAUUUAUACAUGAUGCAUAUACACUAACAUUAUAUAUCUAAAUUUAUAUCAUACCCUCUCAAACACGGACAAUGAUGAGCUCAUUCUUUUUUUAAUUGAAACAAAAGAUGGGUUUUUUG
Molecule: messenger RNA, 1816 nt
Organism: Cuscuta campestris
Lineage: Eukaryota; Viridiplantae; Streptophyta; Magnoliopsida; Solanales; Convolvulaceae
Source: the annotation of a GenBank genome assembly